AUGGCCUCGACAGCAUUCUUGAUUACAUUAGUUGUUGCUGUUGCCAUGGUUACUGCUCCAGCUUUGUCAACUGACCAUUGGGUUGGUGAUGAUCAAGGUUGGGUACUCAACUUUGACUACAAAGCUUGGGCUUCCACCAAAGAGUUCCACGUGGGAGAUACGCUCAUCUUCAAAUACAAGCAAGGAGCUCACAAUGUGUAUAGAGCAGAUCAGCGUGCCUUCCAAAACUGCACAACAAGUAGUUUUAUUACACCCUUAACUUCUGGAAAUGACGUGAUUUCUCUCACAACACCAGGAAAAAAAUGGUACAUUUGUGGAAUAGGGAAGCACUGUGCCAAAGGAAUGAAACUGGCUAUCAAUGUUUUGCCUGAAUUGGGAUCUCCUGCUACUGCACCUUCUCCUAGUGGCCUUGCUUCAUGA
Molecule: messenger RNA, 420 nt
Organism: Nicotiana attenuata
Lineage: Eukaryota; Viridiplantae; Streptophyta; Magnoliopsida; Solanales; Solanaceae
Product: mavicyanin-like
Exons: 2
Coding region: 1-420 (139 amino acids)
Cellular component (GO): plasma membrane
Molecular function (GO): electron transfer activity
Source: RefSeq, a predicted model, not a curated record